Molecule: messenger RNA, 366 nt
Organism: Prosopis cineraria
Lineage: Eukaryota; Viridiplantae; Streptophyta; Magnoliopsida; Fabales; Fabaceae
Product: glycine-rich cell wall structural protein 1.8-like
Exons: 1
Coding region: 1-366 (121 amino acids)
Source: RefSeq, a predicted model, not a curated record
AUGUCCCAAGCAAGUAGUCGUUGUUCAUCUAACGCGCGCGUUAGGAACAAGCAAUUCCUCUGCAACAAGCUACAAUAUGUAUUACUGGCUAUCAUUUUUGACAUUGGUGGUGGUGGCGGAUAUGGUAGAGGAGAAGGAGCAAGCAGCGAAUAUGGCAGAGAAGGAGCUGGAGGAAUAGGUGGAAGGCACGAUGGAUACGGAGUUGGAGGGGAGCAUAGUGCUGGUUAUGGAGGAGGAAGUAGUGGAGGCCAUGGUGUUGGGGGAGAACAUGGUGUCGAUUAUGGAGGCAGAGGCAGAGUAGAAAGUAGCAGAGGCUAUAAUGCUUGCUUGUUAGGAGUGUUCACAAAAAAAAAAAAAGAAGUUUGA